This is a messenger RNA of Onthophagus taurus, 1082 nucleotides long. RefSeq names its product putative palmitoyltransferase ZDHHC24. Gene Ontology annotation, molecular function: palmitoyltransferase activity. The record is from RefSeq and is a predicted model, not a curated record. Lineage: Eukaryota; Metazoa; Arthropoda; Insecta; Coleoptera; Scarabaeidae.
UUACAUAACCGCGAUACUUCUUAACCUGUCAAGUAUCAAUACAAACAUAACCUAAAAAUCUAUUUCAUUUUUAAUCUGGGAAGUUUUGCCAAAAAAUCUAUCAUAUUAUGGUAAUUUAAUACAUAUAUAAACAAAAAUAUCCUUAAAGAAAUACACAGGGACCAAAUUGUACUCAAUGCAUUUAUCUACAAAAUUAAAGUUUAGAAGAAAUGUUUUACCUAAAAACAAGCAAGAUUUUUUCUUUACAUCAUUUGCAAUAAUUGCUAUUCCUCUUGUGUACUGGUUUGAAAUAUUUAUAGUAUUACCACACAUAUAUCGAGAUAACCCAAGUGUUAUUUGGCCCAUCAUUCAUACAGUUAUGGGCACUUUCAUCAGCGUAAACAUAAUUGGUAACCUUUUUGCUUUAAUUUUCUUUGACACAAGUAUAACAGGUGUAAUUUUAAAAUCAAAAUCGGAAUGGAUUUUAUGUCCUAUUUGUGAAACUAUGGUUCCACCUCGCUCAUGGCACUGCACUGAGUGUAAUGUUUGCAUAUUAAAACGAGAUCAUCACUGUUCAUUUUGUAGUAAUUGUAUUGGUUAUUUUAACCAAAGAUAUUUUAUUCACUUUUUAAUUUAUGUUUUUAUAGCAACUUUGUAUGCAUCGUUUUACAAUUUUUAUUUUAUAUACGAGUUAAGUGAAUUUAAGUCUUGGAAAAUGUGGUUAAAUGUAAUUUUUCCACUUGCUAUGUUAAUGUUCGAUUACAGUAUAAAACAAUUUUAUAUGUUUUUGAGUUUGAUAGUUCUUGUUAUGUGUGCAUAUUCAGGCGUUUUAUUGGUUUUUCAUGUAAAGUUAUUGCUAAGGGGUGUUGUUGUACAUGAACGUAAACUUGGAGAUGUAUAUAAUUUAGGUAAAAUUGAGAAUAUUAAGGAAGUGUUUGGGAAUAGAUGGCAAAUAUCUUGGAUUUCACCACUUAUUCAGAGUACUUUAAGUGGGGAUGGACAAAGCUUUAAAAGUGGUCGUAAAAAUGAAUAGUAUUUAAACAAUAUUUGUUAUAAUCAAGUUUUGUAAGAUAAACAAUGUUAAUAAAAAGUAUAAUACAAAA